Molecule: messenger RNA, 3009 nt
Organism: Ogataea polymorpha
Lineage: Eukaryota; Fungi; Ascomycota; Pichiomycetes; Pichiales; Pichiaceae
Exons: 3
Coding region: 97-3009 (970 amino acids)
Biological process (GO): Golgi organization; protein phosphorylation; endoplasmic reticulum organization
Cellular component (GO): endoplasmic reticulum membrane; TRAPP complex; Golgi membrane
Molecular function (GO): protein kinase activity; ATP binding; D-mannose binding
Source: RefSeq, a predicted model, not a curated record
AAGGUUAUUCUUAACAACAAGUACCAGCUUGAGAAGCGGAUUGGCUCCGGAUCGUACGGAGUGGUAUACUCUGCACGCCACCUCUUCACGGGGAAGAUGUACGCCAUCAAGAUCAUCUUGAAGAACCAGUCUGUCCACGGCAACAAGAAGCUGCUCGAGCUGAUGGAGGCCCAGAUCCUCGACAUGGCCCUCGCGAACGGCGGCAACCUUGCUGCCAACCUGCUCAGUCUCGAGAUGAUCGAGCAGAACGGCACGCAUUGCAAAAUCCUCAAGGAGAUCAGUCUGCAGCUCAAAGUGCACAAACACCCCAACAUCCUGUCGCUGUACAAAGUGUACGACCUCAAGCCGGCGAUUUUUGUCGUUAUGGACUACUAUCCGGACGGAGACCUGUUCAACACGAUUGUCGAAAAACAGCGCUACAAAAACGACCCGUUCCUCAUCAAGAGAGUAUUUCUGCAGCUCGUCGACGCCAUCACGUACUGUCACUCGAAAAACGUCUACCACUGCGACCUCAAGCCAGAAAACAUCCUCGUCGCCGAUAACGGCACCAAAUUGAUCCUCGCCGAUUUCGGUCUGGCACUCCAGGAUCACCACAUCGAGUCCAACAUCUGCUGCGGCUCCAGCUACUACAUGUCGCCCGAACGCAUCCAAAACUUCUGCCAGGGCUUCGACUCCAAAGACGCGCACUCAAUCCACCUCGAACGCUUGCUCCAGCCCUCCUCAGAGGGCCUGCACGAAAACGUGCAGUUCCCCACCAGCGCCGGCGAUGUGUGGUCGCUGGCCAUCAUUCUAAUUAAUCUCGUCACCAUCAGAAACCCCUGGCUUAAGGCCUCGCUCCAGGACACCACGUUCAAGGCGUUCGUCAAGGACCCUACCGUGCUGAUGCGCAUCCUGCCCAUCUCGGGGGAACUGUUCCACAUCCUCUGCAAGUACCUGCGGCUCAAUCCGUGGGAGCGGGGGGACCUGUUCGAGUUCCGCCAGGACGUGCUCACAUGCUCGCGCUUCGCCGACUCCGGUCCACUCUCCAUCGACUCCAGAAUCGACCCUGCCGACCAGUGGCAGUACUCGUGUCAGGUGCCUGUUGAUCACGUGCAGCUCGACAAGAUCAAGAGCAGAGAACGCGCCGUGCCCGAAGAACACGAAACAGACCACAUAAUAGAUCUUCCGCUGCCGAGAAACCACGGACAGUGCGGCAACUGCGCAGACUGCGGCUAUGGCUUGCGUUCCACGCCGCAGCCCGGCGUGUUCAACCGUUUGUUCCACCGCAAGGUGUCAGACGAGCCGCGCUCCGGCGCUGAAAACGACAACAUCCGUGUCAUGAUCCACGGCGUCGACUCCGACGCGUCGAGCGUCUCGAGUCUCAGCAUGGCCAGGUAUGGCGCACAGCGCGGCCCAAUGCGGAGACAAUUAGCCCGUGCCGGUAACAAAACCAAGCUGGUAGGGGGUGUGCUCUUGCUCUUAUUUCUGUGGGUUUUCUAUGGCCGCAAAAGCCGAGGGGCGCAAGAGCCCGCGCAGGAACUAAAUGACGUGCAAAGUUUGAUCCAAGAGCGAGAGAUCCGCCGCGAGAACAUCCAGUACCUUAAUUUCCGCAAGCCAUUCGUCAACCCGGCCACUCUGUCAUUGAUAAACUACGACAAUGGCGGCAACAUGGUGAUGAAAAAAGACUCUGACUAUGUGCGUCUUGUGUCCGAGCGGCCUAAUUCCGUCGGGUACGUUUUUUCGCGGCUGCCGAUCUCACUUCAGGACUCCGACUCGUUUGAGGCGAUUGUCGACUUCAAGAUCCAUGGCCAGCAGACGCGGAUCUCGCUGAUUGGGGACGGCAUGGCGUUCUGGCUCACGAGCCAGCCGCUGAGCCAGGGCGACAUGUUUGGCAUGCAGGACGACUACCAGGGGCUUGCGGUGAUUUUGGACACCUUCAAGAACACGCCGGGCAAGAUGCGCGGCAACAGGGGCGCCAACAGCUUCCCACGGGUUUCGAUUCAGAGCAACAAUGGGUUUGCGGGCAAGUACAACAAGGACGACGACGGUACAGCGACGGAGAUCGGCAGCUGUGCGUUGCACAGGGCGUACAACACACGCAUGAGCGCGCCAUCGCGAAUGCGAGUGCGGUAUAUCCGGUCGUCGGGGUAUUUUAGCGUGGAAUUCGAUAUUCUGGGCAACGACAACUGGAAAACCUGUUUCAGCACAACAGAGCUUGCUGCGUCGCUCGUCCCAGAGACGCCUUAUAUGGGGGUCAGUGCAGAGACUGGCGAGCUGUUCCACAACGUUGAUCUGUACGGCAUAGAGGUGAACUCGCUGAAGGACUCUGCUGGUCGUCCUGUGCAGUCGAUCGACGCGCUCAUCGACCGGCUCGACGACAGAAUCGACGCAGAGUCAAAGCAGAACGAGGCCAGGAAACGGCACCGGCGGUACAACAAGCCGAAGAAGACCAAGGGCAGACGCUCCGCGAGCCGGCUCAGACGGUCCGAGGAGCGCGCCAAACGGCUAAACAAGGAGGUGUACAACGACGAGCGGGGGGCCAUUGGUUACUUCUUCAACCUUCUGUGGCGUCUGUUCACGUACACUCUGUACACAGCCAUGGCUGUUGUUCUGGCAUAUAUUGGUCUUCUGGGCUAUCGCGUUUACCGUGACAAGCGCAAAAGACGCAACCAGCGGGGAUUACUCACGUUGCACGGAGUGCAUGCCAUAGCGUCGAAGCUGACGCCUCCGGACGCGGUGCACAAUUACCAGAAGGCCAAGACGCUGGCUGAUUCGAACCGCACGGGGUUGCGCGAAAUUGCCACGUCUCAGUUCAAGAUCUUCAUGAACCAGACCGUCACCGGCAUCAAGAUCAUCGUGUUUGCGUCGCCGGACAUGGACGAGACCAAAUUCGCCGCCGUUUACGACAAGAUCUACGAACACUACUGCAAUUACGUCCUCAAGAACCCAUUCUACCAGCUGGACAUGCCCAUCCGAUGCCAGCUAUUCGACAUGCACCUAAACUCGGUGGUGGCCGGCUGCAAUGUGUAG